Messenger RNA from Xyrauchen texanus (razorback sucker), 5553 nucleotides. Its product is annotated as pappalysin-2-like. NCBI's taxonomy places the organism in Eukaryota, Metazoa, Chordata, Actinopteri, Cypriniformes, Catostomidae. The record is from RefSeq and is a predicted model, not a curated record. The transcript is spliced from 23 exons. Gene Ontology annotation, molecular function: metallopeptidase activity. The coding region runs from base 1 to 5325 and encodes 1774 amino acids.
AUGAUGUUUUUUAGACUAUUGGCUGUUAUUCUUGCGGUAUUCCAAACAUGGCCGUUGAACCAUGCUCACUCAGAUUAUAUGCACAAGUAUAAGCGGACACUGGCUCAAAAAGCAGACAGAGCGCUGGCAGGUGUAGGGAGAGAGCAGUGCGGCUCCAUCAGCCGUAAACAGCCGCCGCGCUCCACGGCCCAACACUACUCCCUAGCGGACGUGCCUGGACGGUACACUCGCUUAACAGACCUGCAAAUAAGAAAAACACAAAUAAUGAAGUCCUGUUCCAAUGGAUGCAGCAGCUCAAGUGGCACUAAAUUGCGUGAUGACCUUAACUGGGAUACGAAUGAAAGGGAAAAAUAUGAUGGACCAAAGGAAGAUCCUUUUAUAUGGGAGAAAGACGAAGAACAGUCAUUCUCAAAGAUCAACAGGGCACAGUGGGCCACUGACUCUGUGACUGGAAUUAAGUCCUCUAGUUUAGCAAAAGACAUGGACUCAAACAAGCCCUUUAAAACAAUAGUGAAUGGACACCCAGAGCAAAUUCAUGUGCCACUGUUGCAAAGGGUGGCUUUGAUGGACAGCUCCUCCAUAGUAAGAAGGGUAGCACGCAGCCUUGCAGAGUUCCACAGUAAAGAAGAAGAGGUCCCAGAAUAUAAGGAAAACAGCCAAAUCCAUCAUGCUGAUUACUCUGCAGAAAGUGAGGUGUACUCUGGGGAGCAAGAAGGGGUGCAGAGAAUUGCUGGGGAUCUCUGGAGAGCUGAUGUAUGGGAUGUCCCAGCAAAGUGGAUGACUGCACUGUAUUUCAGUGGGCAGGCAGAGCAACUAAAGGUGAACCCUGGGAUUGCCAUAGAACUGCCCCGCUCUAGGUUCACUUUAGAGCUGUGGCUCAAGCCAGAAGGGGGCCAGAAUAAUCCCACCAUCAUAGCAGGCGUGUUUGACAACUGUUCAUAUCCAUUCAGUGAAAAAGGCUGGUCUGUCGGUAUUCAAACCAUAGACCCUACUGGAAGAAAAGAUGGCAGGUUUUUCUUCUCCCUUCGCACAGACCGUGCACUCAAAUCCACCACCAUCACUGGACAUCAGCGCUACCAGCCUAACAGCUGGACUCAUGUGGUGGCCAGUUACGAUGGCCACAAGAUGGUACUCUACAUAGAUGGCUCCAAGGUUGGCGAGACCACUCAACAGUCAGGUGACUUGUAUAGUUCCUAUAUCAAGACUUGUCGCCUGUUUUUGCUUGGAGGGGACCAGUCUGAUCACAAACAUGGUUUCCGAGGGUAUUUAGGAGGUGUUGUACUAUGGGGUUAUGUGCGUUCUCAUGAAGAGGUUUUUAAAGUUCACCACCCCAAUUCAGGGAGGCAAGACCCCCUUUUCGCUCAAUGGGCAGAUUUCUCAGAGGUAGAGCAUCAGUGGGUGCCUUACAAAGACCGACUCAACCCAGCCAUUGUGGCACUUCCCAUUCCAGAGCAACAGCGUCUGUCUCCACUUCAGCCUCCUAUGUGUGGUGUGACUAUAUGUGACAAUGCAGAUAUUGCACUAAGUUAUAACCAGCACUGGCAACUGAGAGCAGAGAAGCGCCUACGUUACCGUGUUGUGAACAUCUGUAAGGAUGAUGGCAGUGAUCCUGCAGUCUCUCUGCAGCAGAUCCAGCUGCAACACCUGGCCUUGGAAGAGGCCUUUCGGCCCUAUAACAUCACCUUGGAGCUCAGCAUCCACACCAUCUACAACUCAUCCCUACAACGCCGAUUCAUCCUCAGUAACUGCCACAUUGCCAAGGUGGGAAACCGCCAUUGCGAUCCAGAAUGUGACCAUCCUCUCACGGGCCAUGAUGGGGGUGAUUGCUUGCGCAUGGGGCCCUGCUACAGCUGGAAGAGGAACGAUGGAGCCUGCAACCCAGAGUGCAACCGGAUUCACUAUGAUUAUGAUGAUGGUGAUUGCUGUGAUCCCGAGGUCACUGAUGUCACAAAGACCUGCUUUGAUCCGGAGUCUCCACACAGGACUUACCUGAGUGUGAAGGAACUGAAGGAUCUGCUACAUCUGAGCAGUUCAGACACACUCAACGUCUUCUUCGCUAAUAAUUCAGCACGUGAGGAGCUUGCUGGGGUUGCCACCUGGCCAUGGGCCAAAGAAGCCCUCACUCAUCAAGGAGGAAUGAUACUUAACCCUGGCUACUUUGGCACAAAAGGACACAAAAACACCAUGAUCCAUGAAAUGGGACAUAUUUUGGGACUCUACCAUGUUUUUAGGGGUGUGAGUGAACGCGAGUCAUGUGAUGAUCCUUGUCAAGAGACCACCGCAUCCAUGGAGACAGGAGAUCUGUGUGCAGAUACAGCGCCAACACCAAAGUCUAAAGCUUGCCAUGACCCUGAUCCAGUCAACGAUACUUGUGGUCUUACCCAAUACAAAAACACACCUUACAACAACUACAUGAGUUAUACAGAUGAUGACUGUACAAACCAUUUUACACCAAAUCAAGUAGCUCGGAUGCACUGCUAUGUUGACUUGGUCUACAAAAACUGGGUCCUUGGCAGAAAGCCCACCUCCAUUCCUCUUGCGCCAAUAGUGACUGGUCAAGAUACAGAUUCCGUCUCAAUUCAUUGGCUGCAUCCAGUCAGUGGGCCACUUGCUCACAGGGAGGGUGGUGUGAGCUGCCAGCUCUGUGAUGAGAAUGGCGCAUUCCAUCAAUACGCCUAUGAGGCCACGUCUCCUCACACCUGUGAUUCCACUGAAUACUGGACACCAGAGGAAGCAGUGGGGGCCCCUGAUGUAUACCAGCCGUGUGAACCUAGCAUGCAAUCCUGGAGUCCUGAGGUCAACCUGUAUGAGGCCAACAUAACCACACCGUGUCCCCAGACCGAAGGCUGUCUGCUGGAGUUGCGCUUCCUUCACCCUGUGCUUCCUGACAGCUUGACUAUUUGGGUCACCUACACCUCACUCAAUAGACAGGCAAUCGCUAAUAUCGUGUUCAUUCUGGAAAAUGGCGAGUCGGUCCACACAGGCCCUCAGCAUGCUUUCUGUGAUAUUCCUUUGACGCUACAUGUCCAUACUAUUGAGAAGGUCAAGGCCAUUAAAAUCUCCACCUUUGACAAGAAGCUUGAGAUUGAUGCUGUCCUGCUGUCCUCACGGCCCCAGAAUCCAAUCUGCUCUGGCUGCCGCCCACUUCUCUACAGAGUGCUCAGAGAACCUCCAAUCAGAGAGGACCAGAGCCCCGUCAUCGUCAGACGGCCCACAUACACUGACAGUGACGUGCAAAGGGACAUACAGUAUAAGUACAGGAUCCAGGUGGACUCGGAUGGUUUAUUCAGUGAACUUUCCCCAGCACUGGUUUACACUCAUGGAGAACAUUUCUGUGGUGACAGCUCACUUCAGGGGACUGAGCAGUGUGAUGAUGGAAAUAUUUUAGGUGGAGAUGGCUGCUCCAAAAAAUGCCAUGUUGAACAAGGCUUCAAAUGUCAUGGUCAGCCUAGCCUGUGCUAUGUGUUUGAAGGGGAUGGAGUUUGUGAGGAGUUUGAGAGAGGGUUCAGCAUUCAGGAUUGUGGUUUUUCCACUCCGCAGGGCUUCACUGAUCAGUGGGCAUCUACCGCUUCAGGCUCUCAUCAGGACCAGAGAUGCCCAGCAUCAAGGGUCACCGGAGAGCCUGUGCUCACUCAGAUGUGCAAGUCUCAAUAUUUUGACAUAAAUGAAGUAGUGACACAUGCUGCAUGGACCCCCUGCACUGCCCAUCUUAACAGCUACAAUAAUCAAGAUCAGUCUGUCUGGCUAAAGGUUGGAUUUGAGAGACCUGGUGUAGCAGCAUCUGUUAUUAUCUACCUGGCCUAUGAUGGUAGUUGCAAUGGAGAGAGUUGCAGGAAAACUGUGACCAUACAAUUGUGUGAUACCACUGGGAAAAAACACAUGCUUGGUUCAUACAAGCUCUCAUGCCAGCGUAACCCCCUAGUAGUGAACGUGACUCAUAACUUGAGUGUGCCAUUCUUCCAGACCUCAGCAUUGCAGCUCAACUUCUCCUCCUCUCAAGUGGCUGUGUUGGCGGUUGCAUUGCGUACAUCUUGUCACUUCAGUGUCUUUGCCCAGACCGGAUAUGUGCAUAGGCUGUGCAGUACAGAGUCAUGUGGUCCUUUGAAAGUGGACCAUGCUUCAGUGCGCUGUACUCCAGACAUAGACAUUAAACACUGCUCUGUUUCUUGUCAUCGUGGCUACACCAUCACUGUUCUCCAUGGCCAGGGGCUUUCUUCUCAUCAUAGGGAAGCAGAGCUGAACUGUGUGCAUGGAGUAUGGGACCGUAUAGUGAGCUGCCAGCCAGUGGACUGUGGCCACCCUCCUCAGUCUCAUGUCUACUUUACCUCCUUCUCGUGUCCCUGGGGCACCACAUUCGGCAAGCAGUGCACCUUUUCUUGUAAUGCCCCAGCUAUCCUGCAAGGGAAAAGUGACACAUUGGUUUGUCUCGAGGAUGGGCUGUGGUCAUACCCAGAAGGGUACUGCAAGGUUGAGUGCCCAGAUCCACCUAACGUACCCAAUGCCAAGCUGCUUGUUCCCCAGUGUGUUGGAGGUGGCCAUGAUGUGGGCACUGUAUGCCGUUACAAAUGCAUCCCAGGAUAUUACGUCACUGGCACGCUCGAAAAAAAGCCAAGAAAGAAGGUUCUGAGGUUGGAGUGUUUGGAGGGCGGGAACUGGCAGAGGGGCAGCUGUUCACCUGUUACAUGCCCUACUUUGCCUAUGAUGUUUGAGGGCAUGUAUACCUGCACCAUAAACUUUUACUUCGAUAGCAUCUGCACCCUAAAGUGUCCCGACACAACAGAAAGGUCCAGUAUUCACUGCACCAAAGACGGCAGAUGGUCUGAGGACUUCACAAUGUGCAAGAAGAUAGAGGGCUUGUGCCAGGCUCCUCUUGACCUUAAUCUGGUGGAAUACAUCUGUGACGAGGGCUUUGAUGUGGGUGCGGUCUGCUACCCGACAUGCAUUGUGGCCUUGAGUGACCCUGUGGUGUUAGCCAAUGACUCUAAUGCUGAUACAGUAGAGCACUGGAUGCUUCCCAGCAAAGUUCAGAGCAUCGUCUGUACUGGCAUGUUGAAGUGGUAUCCAAAUCCAGCACAUAUCCACUGCAUUCAGUCAUGUGAGCCAUUUGGUGGAGAUGGUUGGUGUGAUACCAUUAAUAACCGAGCGUACUGCCAGUAUGACGGAGGGGACUGCUGUCCAUCAACUCUCUCAUCUAGAAAGGUUAUUCAGUUCGGAGUGGAUUGCGAUCAUGAUGAGUGCACCUGCCGUGACCCUGAGGCCGAGGAGAACAAGGACACAGCCCACAGCCAAAACUGUAUGAAUGAUAGCAAAGCAGAAACUGCAUGAACAGAUAUAAUGCUACCUGGAAAAAAGAAGAAGAAAAAAAGAAAAUUGCAAACAAUAACCUGACUUGUUCUCCCUUUACAUGAACAAAGAAGUUGUAAUCAAAAGCAGUAUUUAAAACCAUAGAAUUGCAUUAAGCAAUCAUAUUCAUCAUUAGUCUAUAAAAUAAUAACUAAUAUAUUUUCAAAAUCUCUACCAUAGUUGUAGGUGUAGACAUGAUCAAUAUUUUAG